Messenger RNA from Antechinus flavipes (yellow-footed antechinus), 6329 nucleotides. RefSeq names its product MAM domain containing 4 (gene MAMDC4). The transcript has 29 exons. Gene Ontology annotation, cellular component: membrane. Gene Ontology annotation, molecular function: protein binding. The record is from RefSeq and is a predicted model, not a curated record. The coding region runs from base 2351 to 6022 and encodes 1223 amino acids. NCBI's taxonomy places the organism in Eukaryota, Metazoa, Chordata, Mammalia, Dasyuromorphia, Dasyuridae.
CAUUCUGUUGUGGGAAGAUACUCAGCAUAUAUACAACAGAAUAGAUAAAAAGGAAUGAUGAGAGAGAGGGCCCAUAGCUUGAGCAGAAUGGGGAAGAAAAUCAGGAAAGACCUCAUUUGGGUGAGAGUAUCUCUGGGAAGCUCCUUUGUGAUGUUAUGACCACAUAAGACCAAAAGAGUGAGGGUUGGAAUCGUAUCUGGGCUUAGCCAGUAGAAGCUAGUCCCAUAUGCUGGGUCUUCUCCCUACCUCAGAAAAGCCCCUCCCCCAUCCUCACAACCUGACUCCUUGCUAUACCGUAAAAUGGGUUUGAUUGGGUUAUUUCCUUGUCCCUGAUCAAAUCAGUCUCUAGUGACAGGAAAAAGGGUCCUCUGCCCAUUUUUGAGGGGUACAGUCAAGAAGGUCUCUAGUAUCAACGGCCUGGUCCUCUUCCUUUGCUAGACCAAGUACCAGAGAGUCUAAUGUUCCCUUUUCCAUGGGCAGCUGUCCCUCCUGCCCUGUGAAGGAGCUAGCCAGAGGCCAGUGUGGUAAGAGCUGCUCAUCCUGGGUCUGAAGGGCAGGAAAGCACCAGUUCAGCCCCUUAAGGGCCUGAUAAGGAGAGGAGGGGGAGCAGUGCUUCCCCCAACCCCUUGUACCUGUUCCCAACGGCUUCUCUGCCCCAGUUUAUGAUCUGAUUGCCUCUGCUUGAGGCUACUAUCCUCAAGGACAUCUUGGGAAGGGGGCCCAGCAGCAUCUUGCGUAAUUGAGACACAAGUUCUGCCUUCACUUUGCUUGCUCAGGCUCCACCCAACUCAGUUGCUGUGACCUGAGUGUUGCAUUUACCUGGACCUGGACCUCUACUCAACAGCUUUUAAUAAUUUUGAUAUAAAAAACUAGAAAUCGUCAAGCUUGGUAAGGCUAUGAAAAGACAGGGAUGCUAUUAUCUCAUCAUUUUUAUGGGCCAGAUAAAUCCACCUUUUCAAUGGGUUAGAGAAGUCCCCUAUCAGAGCAGAGAUAGGCUCCUUGAGAGUCUUUUAGAAUAGUAGAAUCAUCAUAGACUAGCAUAGAAAGAGACCUUACAGAUCAUGUAGCACAGCUCUCCCUCACAAUACAGAAGAGAUUUAGAGAGAAGUAAGAUCCCAGAUCACACAAAACCUAGACUGGAAACCAAAUUUCCCAUUUUCAAGCUGUUCUCCCUCGGCUCCUGCUGCCUCUACUACACGAAUUGCUAAGAAACUCGAGUGGCCCUAUUUAUCCUGAAUGAGAAGAUAAGUUUUUUCAGGGACCAGAAGCGGGACUCUAGAUUUGGCCAGAACAAGGGAAUGGAGGGAACGGUUUUGACAGAGCCCAUUCUGCCAUACCAAGACAACCCAGCCGCAAUGGAGUCUGCAAUAGCUCCAUCGAUGCCCCUUGUACUCUGGCCCUCAUCACUGCCAAUCCAUUAGCACACCACCUCUGCCAGUUAUAUCUCUGCUCCCCAGCCCACUCCAGCUUUGAGCCACUAAGGCUCUUCUGCCCACUUGGGACACUGCUGCUCAUUCCUUCCCAUCUAAACCUGUUGGAUGCCCUCAGGCAUUAAAAAGCCAAUAAUCCUACAAAGUCCCAUCCGUGCCACCUCCCAAUUACCAACUCUCUCCUAGCUUUCUGAUGAAAAAGGUUGCCUUUCAGCUGUCUUUGAGGGUCCGACCUCCAGCAUCUUGCCCUGGUUGAAUGCUGAUUCAUGGUCUUACAACAAUGGGCCCUAAGGGCAGAGCCAAGUUUGUGACUUUCCCACAUGCCAGGCAGAGGACCACUGAUAACACAGCUGAGGAUGGAGUCGACCAUUCCUUCCUAACCUCAGUGCUUCUCUUUUGUCCAUCAUGGAAGCCCUGGCCGCUCUUUUCUAAGUCAGUCACCGGCAUAGCCAGUGCGUCCUUCUAGUUAGUCCUCAUUGGGGUGGGUGACAGGGAAAUAGGCUAAGGUAUUUCUGGACCCUGCCAUGUAGGGUCCAGGGAUCAGUGCAAGCUCAGGCUUAAGUGACCUGCCUCCCUCACAUCCCAUGGGGCCCAAGGGGCACAUCCCUCCCCUCCCAGGAAUGCAUUUUAUAACCGGAUUGUCAGCAUUGGUUUGAGGGCUGAGGAGGGGAGUAGGGAAUCCUAGGAAACGCUGCUUCUCUGGGAUCAGCACUGUGUAGCACGAGUAAGCUGAUAACUAGGGCAAAGUCUCCCCACUUGGGGUUUCCAAGCUCUACCUGCUCCCUGGUCAUUGCAGUCUGUCCUCCCUCCUGACUUCUAUCUGUUCUCUCUCCUCUGCCCUCAUUCCUCUUCACACAGCACCCCUCUUCUCUCCUUUGCUACCCCUCCUCCCCUCUGAAAUUUCCUCUGUCCCAGAGAAUAUGUACCUGCUCCUGCUCCUCUUCUUGGCCUCAUUUUCAGCAAGUCACUCCUCGAGCCUUAGGAAGACCACCUGCAAUUUUGUGUGUGACUUCUGGGACUGCUCUGAUGAAAGUCAGUGUGGUUACCACCAAGAGUACUCUUCCCUGCACGCUCCUUUCGCCUGCAACUUUGAGGAAGACACCUGUGGCUGGCAGGACAUCAGUACUUCUGGCUACCGCUGGGUCCGGGACCAAGCAGGGUCGACCUUCGGGAGUCCAGAACUCCGCUCAGACCACACAUUUGGCACUGACUUGGGCUGGUUUAUGGUUGUCGGUACCCACCAAGGAAAGGAACCAGCCACAGCCAUCUUGCGCUCCCCUGUCCUCCAUGAGGCAGCCCCUACCUGUGAAAUAAGGCUCCGGUACCAUGGAAAUAUCCAAGAUGUGGUGAAUCUUCAAAUAGAGCUAACGCACAACUCCGAGACGCUCAUGUUGUGGCAAAGCUUAGGGCGUAUGGGAGGAAGUGGCUGGCAAGAGCUGGUGGUAUCCACGGGCCGCAUUCAGGGAGAUUUCUGGAUCACUAUCUCUGCCACACGAAAUGCCACGCACAGGGGAGCUGUGGCCCUGGAUGACAUGGAAUUCUGGAACUGCGGUCUCCCCUCCCCUCAGAGCAGCUGUACCAGUUCCCAACAGCACUGCAACAACUAUGCCUGUGUGGCAUUAACUCAGCUGUGCGACGGAGAGGAUAACUGUGGGGACGCCUCCGAUGAAGACCAAACCUCCUGCAGCAAGGUUAACCAUAAAAUAACAGACUUUGAGAAUGGUCUGGGAGAGUGGGAAAACGCUACAGGGUGGGUAAUAACCCGAGGUUCCGAAGCCUCUGCAGCCUCAGCCGAGCCAGUCCGGGACCACAGCAAGAACAGUGCAUCAGGAUCUUUCCUACUCACCAAGGCUGAUCAAGGAACUCCUGCUGUCUUGGUGAGCCCAGAGUUCCAUCCUUCAACUACCAACAGCUGUUUGUUUACCUUCUAUUACUACCUGCAUGGUUCUGAGGCUGGAAGCCUACAGCUGUUCCUGCAGAGCCAGGACCCUGAGUCACACCAGAUGGACCUCAUACGGACCCGCCAAGGAGACCUGGGAGCUGCCUGGGUCCGGGACAAAGUCACCAUCUACAGCAAGCAUCCCUUCUGGAUCCUCCUGAAGGGAGAAACGGGGCCUGGAGGGGUCGUGGGCCUUGAUGAUCUGAUCCUAAACCAACAUUGCAAACAAGUGUCCAAGGUUGAAGACAUACGUCCCCCAGCCACCUCUGCCCCUGACAUGCCCCGGCACCACCAAGGCACCAAGACUGGCCCAAGGACUCCUGCUGACAACUUCUGUGAACCUGGUCAGUUCUCCUGUGGGGAACUGUGCCUCUCUCCGGAGCAGCUGUGUGACUUUGUGCCCCAGUGUGCAGGGGGUGUGGAUGAAGAGAACUGUGGUGGAACAAAUUUUGAGUCAGGCCCUGGGGGCUGGAGGGAUGCUAGUAUAGGCUCUCUCCAGUGGCAGAGGAUCCGUGCUCAGGACAGCUCUGACCCCAAGACCGAUGCUGUGGGGAAUGAAGCUGGAUAUUUUCUGUCAGUGCAGAGGGCCUGGGGGCAGCUGAUGGGGGUGGCCAGGGCACGGACCCCUGUUCUAGGUCCAUCUGGCCCAGGCUGUACUCUCAAGAUGGCCUAUUACCUCCAAGGAAACCCACAAGGGAUCCUGUCACUCGGUGUGAUAGAGGAUGGCACCCAUAAGUUGGCCUGGAGCAUUCAGAAAAAUAGCAAUGAUACAUGGACAUGGGUGACAGUGCCACUUGGAGAAAGGAUGAGGCCUUUCCAGCUGGAGCUCCUGGGGCUGGUGAUUUUCAGUGCCCCAGGGACCAAAGGAAUCGCAGUAGAUGAAAUUACCUUUGUGAACUGCAACCCCACUGUGACCACAGAGAAAGACACAGAACUCUCGUGUAACUUUGAACGGGACUCCUGCGGCUGGUAUCCUGAGCACAAAACCGACGCCCUGUGGCGAAGGACCUCGGUGCAAGGCCCGGGCUAUGACCACACCACCAGCCAAGGCCACUUCAUGUAUUUGGACCCGACGUCCCCUCCCGCCCGAGGAAUAGGGGCCCGCCUCCUCACGGCUCCCCAGGUUUCCCCAGCUUACAACGAAUGUCUCUCCUUCUGGUACCACCUCUACGGGCCCCAAAUUGGGACGCUGAGCCUGACUCUAAGACGAGCUGGAGAGGCUGAUACGCACUUGUGGGCACGCACAGGCACUCAUGGCAACCGGUGGCACCAGGCCUGGGCCACCCUCUCCCACCCUUCAGACUCCCCGGAAAAGUACCAGCUGGCAUUUGAGGCUCACAGGAAUGGGUACCAUGGCAACAUUGCAGUGGAUGACAUUACUGUGCGGCCGGGUCCCUGCUGGGCUCCUCGACGCUGUUCCUUUGAAAAUUCGGACUGUGGAUUCUUAUCUAGUGGACAGGGAGCCUGGCAACGACGGGGCAAUGCCACGGGCAGCACCGUAAGGGGCCCACGUGCAGACCACACCACAGAGACCCCUGAAGGACACUACAUGAUGGUGGACACAAGUCCAAGUGCCCUGCCCCAGGGCCGGACAGCCUUACUGACCUCUGAAGAAUAUUCACCGCUGGCCCAGCCUGGAUGCUUAACUUUCUGGUAUCAUCUGAGCCUCCAGAAUCCAGGCACAUUCCGGGUCCACGUGGAGGAGGGGAAGAGACGCCAGGUGUUCAGCGUGAAUGCCCCCGGUGGUUUCACUUGGCGCUUGGGCAGUGUGGACGUCCAGCCUGAAAAAGCGUGGAAGGUGAUAUUUGAGGCAGUUGGAGCUGGGGUGGAGCACACGUACAUGGCUGUGGAUGAUCUGCAUCUGAAGGAUGGCCCAUGCCCUCAGCCAGGGUCCUGUGACUUUGAAUCGGACAUGUGCAGCUGGAGUCACACGGCCUGGCCAGGCCUGGGCGGCUACAGCUGGGACUGGAGCAGCGGUGCCAUCCCCUCUAGGUACCCCCAGCCUUCCGUGGACCACACUCUGGGCACCGAAACUGGUCACUUUGCCUUCUUCGACACCAGUGUUCUGGGCCCUGGGGGUCGGGCAGCCUGGCUUCAAAGUGAGCCUCUCCCCCCCACUCCCACGGGCGGUUCCUGUCUUCGGUUCUGGUACUACAUGGGCUUUCCGGAGCAUUUCUACAAGGGUGAGCUGAAAGUCCUCCUACUUAGCUCCCAGGGCCUGCUGAUCUUGUGGGGCACGGAGGCGUAUCUGCGCCAACAGUGGCUCGAAGGACAGGUCCAGGUGACGAGCCCGGUGGAAUUUCAGAUUAUAUUUGAGGCCACCCUGGGGGGCCAGCCUGUCCUGGGCCCCAUUGCGCUGGAUGACAUCGUGUACCAGACAGGGCAGAGCUGUGAGCCACCCAUGCCCACUAGAGAAGACUCCAAAUCGCCCACCAUCCCCGUGGUGACGGUCACGCUCUUGGCUGCUCUUCUCUUGGGGCUGCUGGCCUUUGGUGUGUGGCGCCGGAUGAAGAAGGGAGACCACUCAUUCAAGAAGCAGGAGACCACUGCCGCAUCUGGCUUUGAUAAUGUCGUUUUCAACUCGGAUCAUGUCACCCUGCCCCCAAUAACAGGUGAUCAGACUACCACCCCAGAUGCAAUUCAGGACCUUUGAAAGGAGAUCACUUGAUAUCUGUGCUGUAACUUCAACCCCAGGUAUAGGAGAAAACUAAGAUAGCCCCUGCUGGGACAUGGUCUCUCUCUCAACAUAGAGGAAAGCCAGAGAUGCCUGGGGUAACAAAGUCACCAAGCACCGCAGCUGCAUGAGAAAUACUUGAUGCAAAAGUUAAACUUCUGGAAAUUCAUUCCCAUUGACCACUAGUUUCUAUAUAAGAUAGUCUCCAUUUUGGUUUUGAACUAAGAGUUGACUGAGUGGGAAGGUGGUUCUUGUUUUUUUGAAUAAAUGCACUUUAUAAUGUUGA